GCCAGUGACACAGACAGGCAGCGCGCCAUGUCACUGCAAAGUACGAAUGAGACCACGGAUAUUUGUGGCGCUCAGUGGCUCCUGCUCUGGACCACUGCCGCAUAUGCGCCAGAGAUGCCAAAGAAGGAUGAGCAGGAAGCCUUGGAGACCUUCUUCUCCAAGUUUCAGGACCUGUGCCGUCACGGACCAUAUGCCAAUGCCUACGGCGGUGCCAUCAAAGACUAUGGGCCUCCGCCCGUGGCAUCGAGACGAGAGCUCAUGCUGUGGCUUUGUGCGGCGGAGAAUCGCUGCUUGAUGAGGGCAGGCUUGCCAACGAACCGCUGCCGCUACUUUGACCUUAUGUCCAGGUGGCGGUACGCUGAUGGAUACUUGUAGCGCAACGAUCAUGCGACCAACA
Molecule: messenger RNA, 397 nt
Organism: Effrenium voratum
Lineage: Eukaryota; Dinophyceae; Suessiales; Symbiodiniaceae
Source: the annotation of a GenBank genome assembly